AUCCGAUCAUGGGACACAAACUUGAUUGAAUGCAACUUGGAUCAAGAACUGAAACUUUUUGUGUCUCGCCAUUCAGCUCGAUUCUCUCCUGAAGUUCGAGGUCAGAAGAUUCUUCACCACAGAAGUGAUGUCUUAGAAACUGUAGUCCUGAUCAAUCCCUCAGAUGAAGCAGUUAGUACUGAGGUGCGCUUAAUGAUCACAGAUGCUGCAAGACACAAGCUCCUUGUACUAACUGGGCAAUGCUUUGAAAACACAGGAGAACUCAUUCUUCAGUCAGGAUCCUUCUCCUUCCAGAACUUCAUUGAGAUCUUCACAGAUCAAGAGAUUGGUGAAUUAUUGAGCACCACACACCCUGCCAACAAAGCCAGCCUAACUCUUUUCUGCCCUGAGGAAGGGGACUGGAAAAAUUCCAACCUUGACAGACAUAACCUUCAAGACUUUAUUAACAUUAAACUCAACUCAGCUUCCAUAUUGCCCGAAAUGGAAGGACUCUCUGAAUUCACAGAAUAUCUGUCAGAAUCAGUAGAAGUGCCAUCACCUUUUGACAUUUUGGAACCUCCAACCUCAGGAGGCUUCCUGAAACUCUCAAAACCCUGCUGUUAUAUUUUCCCAGGGGGAAGAGGGGACUCUGCAUUGUUUGCAGUGAAUGGAUUCAACAUGCUUAUCAAUGGAGGAUCCGAAAGAAAAUCUUGCUUUUGGAAACUUAUCCGGCACUUGGACAGGGUAGAUUCCAUUCUGCUUACUCAUAUCGGAGAUGACAACCUGCCAGGAAUCAAUAGCAUGCUUCAACGAAAGAUAGCAGAACUAGAAGAGGAACAGUCCCAAGGGUCUACUACCAACAGUGACUGGAUGAAAAAUCUGAUCUCACCUGAUUUAGGAGUUGUAUUUCUUAAUGUACCUGAGAACCUGAAGAACCUGGAUCCUAAUUUCAAAGUAAAAAGGAGUGUAGAAGAAGCUUGUUUUACACUCCAGUAUUUAAAUAAAUUGUCUAUGAAGCCAGAACCUCUUUUCAGAAAUAUGGGAAAUACCAUUGACCCCAUCAUUUUAUUUCAGAAAAUGGGAGUUGGCAAACUUGAGAUGUAUGUGCUUAAUCCUGUCAAAAAUAGCAAAGAGAUGCAAUAUUUUAUGCAACAAUGGAGUGGUACUAACAAAGAUAGAGCUGAAUUCCUACUACAAAAUGGCCAAGAACUAGACAUUCCAUUAUCCUACUUCACCUCUGUCUCAUCCCUGAUUGUCUGGCAUCCAGCUAAUCCUGCAGAAAAAAUAAUCCGAGUUCUCUUUCCUGGAAACAGCACCCAAUAUAAUAUUCUAGAAGGACUAGAAAAACUCAGACACUUAGACUUCCUUAAACAACCAGUAGUUACACAAAAAGACCUCACUGGCAACAUUGCUAGUCCAGCUGUGAAACAAGCAAAGUUGAAACAACGAACAGACAGCAAGGAGAGUCUCAAGCCUGCUGCAAAGACACCACCAAGCAAGCCUGUCAGAAAAGAAUCUAAAGAAGAAACACCAGAGCCUGCAAAGCCUAGUCUGGCACCAGAAAAGCCUCAGAAGUUGGAAAGCAAAGAAAAAAUUCCAGUUAAAAAAGAGAAACCAGCAAAAGUGGAGACCAAACCUAUAGUGGCAGAAAAAGACGUAACAAGUAAAGAAGAACAAUUAGUUAAAUCUGAAACUCCUGAAAAGCUAACUUCAGAUGUAAAACCAAAAGUGUCAAAGGAGAAGCCAGUGAAAAAGGAAGUCAAAGCAAAACCUGAAGAAAAGAAAGAGGAAAAAGAAAAACCAAAGAAAGAGGUUUCCAAAAAAGAGGAAAAAACACCCAUCAAAAAAGAGGAUAAACUGAAAAAAGAGGAGAUCAAGAAAGAAGUUAAAAAAGAGAUUAAAAAGGAAGAGAAGAAGGAAACUAAGAAGGAGGUAAAGAAAGAAGCUCCACCAAAGGAAGCUAAAAAAGAAGCUAAAAAAGAAGAGAAGAAAGAAAUUAAGAAGGAAGAAAAAGAAGCCAAAAAGGACAUCAAAAAGGUUCCUAAAGAAACAAAGAAGACAGCUGCUCCUUCAGCUGAAGCCAAAAAGACAGCAGCAAAGCCUAAACCACAAAAGAAGGAGGAACCUGCUAAAAAAGAAGCAGUACCUGCUGGAAAGCCAAAGGAAAAAGGAAAAGUUAAGACUGUGAAGAAGGAGAUCAAAGUCAGUGGAGCACAAGCUGCUCUUGCAUCAGUUGGAGUCGCUGCCACAACUGUAGCAGCUGUAGCAGCUGCAGAAAUUACAGCCAGUGGAAAGGAACUUGAAGCGGAGAGAUCCCUUAUGUCUUCACCAGAGGAUUUAACAAAGGAUUUUGAGGAAUUAAAAGCUGAAGAAGUAGAAACAAUAAAAGAAAUAAAACCUCAAGUUGCACUUAUACAGGAUGAACUGAAACUCACUGGCACAGUACAAAAGGAGGCCUUUGAAGUACAAAAAGAAAAAUUAGAUAAUGAAGGACCUGCUGAGUCCUCUGAUGAAGGCAUAACUACCACAGAGGCUGAGGGUGAAUGCGAACAGACACCUGAAGAAUUGGAACCUGUGGAAAAGCACAGGGUUGAUGACAAUGAAAAGUUUGAAGAUGAGGGAACUGGCUUGGAGGAAUCAUCUGAAGCAGGAGAUUAUGAAGAAAAGGCAGAGACAGAAGAAGCUGAAGAACAAGGUGAAGAUGAAGAAGAAAAGACACCACUGGACACCACAAAACCAUAUAUGGAGCACCCACAAAAAAGUGAAGAGAGCUCAGAAGAAAUAAUGGCUGAAGCAGAUGCUAACAUUAAAGAUGAAAAGUAUAUUGAAAAGGCAGAUUAUGAGACAUCAGAUGAACGGGCGGAGGAAGACAGAGAAGAAGGAAUAGAAAAGGCAGAAACUGAAGAGGCUGAAGAAGAUGAGGAAGACAAAGCAGAAGACAGAGAUGAAGAGGAAGCUGAAAAAGUAGAAGCUGAAGAAGAUUAUGUGAUGGCUGUUGUAGACAAAGCUGCAGAAGCUGGUGAAGUUGAAGAUAAAUAUGGCCUACUCAUAAUUACACCAACAAAACGCUCAGAGCCUCAGUCUCCAGCAGUUGAACCAGCCUCUUCUAUCCAUGAUGAGACAUUACCUGGUGGUUCAGAAAGUGAAGCCACUGUUUCUGAUGAAGAAAAUAGAGAAGACCAACCUGAGGAAUUCACUGCUACUUCGGGUUACACACAGUCUACCAUUGAAAUAUCCAGUGAACCAACUCCAAUGGAUGAAAUGUCAACACCCCGGGAUGUCAUGAGUGAUGAAACUAACAAUGAGGAAAGUGAGUCACCCUCUCAGGAGUAUGUGAACAUUACCAAAUAUGAGACAUCACUGUACUCUCAAGAGUUUGGCAGACCUAAACUUUCUCCACUUCCAGAUGCUUUUAAUGGAUUAUCUGAAGGAUCCAAAACAGAAGCCACAGAAGGUAAAGACUAUAACGCCUCAGCUUCCACCAUCUCACCACCUUCUUCAUUAGAGGAAGACAAAUUCUGUAAAUCUGCAUUCCAAGAUGUAUACCGGCAAAAAGAAAGUGAAAUCCAAGGCACUGCCAAAUUAGAAAUCAAAGAACCCUAUCAGCAAGAUGUUGGUGAAAAACAUAGUCCAGCCAAGAGUCCAGCUGGCAGUUUGUCCCCUCCAUCACCUGUUGCCAAAACACCUCUGAGUGAACGUAGUGUGAACUUUUCACUCACUCCAAAUGAGAUCAAGGUCUCAUCUGAGCCAGUCUCCAUUGCCACACUGCCUGAUGUACAUCAAGAAGUUGCUGAAGAGCACUGUGCAAGCCCUGAAGAUAAAACGUUAGAAGUAGCAUCUCCCUCCCAGUCUGCUGCUGGUAGUGCUGGCCACACACCUUAUUAUCAGUCUCCCACUGAUGAAAAGUCUAGUCAGCUUCCCUCUGAAACCAGUGAAAAGUCAACAGAAGCUCCUGUUAGCUUUGAAUUCAGUGAAGUCAAAGAUGAGUCUGCAAAACCCAGAAUAAGCCCUAUGGAUGAGCCUGUGCCAGACUCAGAAUCUCCUAUUGAAAAGGUUCUCUCACCUCUACGGAGUCCACCACUGAUAGGUUCAGAGACCACUUAUGAUACAUUUUUGAGUGCUGAUAUAAAGUCUCCCACCAGGGAUUACCAAAGUCCUUCUGAGGGGAAACCUGAAAAAGAAAAAUCACCUGUUCAGAUGAGCCCAACUUCUGAAGCCAGCUCUGUGGGCCUUUUCCAAGAAAAACAAGAUGAAAAAAGCAUGGAGUUUAUGGUAAUUAAGGAAGGCUUCAGCCUAGAAAGGAAAAUGGAGGAUACAGAACCCAGCAGCUCCCAGUCUUCACUGAUCUUGGAUGAGCGGAAAUUAGCAGGUGAUCUCUCACCUACUCAAAUAGAUAUUAGUCAGUUUGGUUCCUUAAAAGAAGAUACCAAAAUGUCAAUUUCUGAAGGCACUGUUUCUGACAAGUCUGCAACUCCUGUUGAUGAAGUUGUAGCAGAAGACACCUAUUCCCAUAUAGAAGGAGUAGCUUCUGUCUCUACAGCAUCUGUUGCUACCAGUUCAUUUCCAGAACCAACUACUGAUGAUGUAUCUCCUUCUUUGCAUGCCGAGGUUGGAUCUCCUCACUCUACUGAAGUUGAUGAUUCCCUUUCAGUGUCGGUUGUACAAACACCAACAACUUUUCAGGAAACAGAAAUGUCUCCAUCUAAGGAAGAGUGCCCAAGGCCCAUGUCAAUAUCUCCACCAGAUUUCUCACCUAAAACUGCAAAAUCAAGAACGCCAGUGCAUGAUCACAGAUCACCUGAGCAGUCAACUAUGUCAGUAGAAUUUGGUCAGGAGUCCCCUGAGCAGUCUUUAGCAAUGGACUUUAGUAGGCAAUCUCCAGAAUAUCCUACUGUAGGCACUAGUAUACACCAUAUAUCUGAAAAUGGACCAACAGAAGUAGAUUAUAGCCCUUCAGAUAUACAGGAGCCUACUUUUGCACAAAAGAUUUCUCCUGUGGAGCAGUCAUCUUACUCCCAGGAGAAAGAUAUUUCAGAAAUUAUUUCAGUUUCUCAAAUUGAAGCUUCAUCCUCAACUUCAUCAGCUCAUACACCUUCCCAGGUAACUUCACCACUGCCAGAGGAAACUUUUUCAGGUGCUGUUCCACCCAGAGAUAUGUCACUACAUUCUUCUUUUACCUCAGAAAAGGUGCAGAGCCUAGGAGAAAAGCUGUCACCAAAGUCUGACCUAUCUCCAUUAACUCCAAGGGAAUCUUCUCCUCUGUACUCUCCUAGUUUUCCAGAUUCACCUCCUGCAGUCACAGAAGUGGUGUCAACUAGUCAUAUCCCUUCAUUGCCACUGCAGAUGUCCUCUGUCAAAGGUUUUUGUUACCAGGAACACCUAACAAAACAUGGUCCAGAACCCUUACUCAGCCCAGAAAAAGAAGAUUCAGAAAAAAGCAGCAGGUCACCAGAAGAACUUAGUUAUUCUUAUGAGGCCACAGAGAAAACUACUAGGUCACCAGAGGAUAUUAGCUACUCCUAUGAGGCAGUUGAAAAAUCUACUAGAUCACCUCGGGCCACGGAUUAUUCCUAUGAGGCAACUGGGAAAACUACUAGGUCACCUGGGACCACAGAUUAUUCCUAUGAGGUAAUUGCAAAAAAUAUGAGGUCAUCUGAGGUCACAGAUUAUUCCUAUGAGAUGACUGGGAAAAUCACUAGGUCACCUGGGGAUACAGAUUAUUCCUAUGAGACAACAAGGAAAACCACCAAAUCACCUGAGGUCACAGAUUAUUCCUAUGAGGCAAUAGGGAAAGCUACCAGAUCACCUGAUACUAUGGAUUACUCCUAUGAGACAAGAAGAAAAACCACUAAGUCACCAGAAGCCAUUAGCUACUGCUAUGAGACAACUGGGAGAACCACAAGGUCACCAGAGGCCAUCGCUUACUCCUGUGAGACAACUGGGAAAGUCUCCAGUUCACCUGAAGCCACAGAUUACUCAUUUGAGACAACUGGGAGAGCUACCAGGUCACUGGAAGCUACCAGCUAUUCCUAUGAAGGAAGUGCACAUUUCACUCCAGGAAAAUCUUUAGCAGAAUCCCGUCAAGACGUUGACUUAUGCCUUGUGUCCUCUUGCGAAUAUAAACAUCCCAAAACUGAACUUUCUCCCUCAUUUAUCAACCCAAACCCCCUUGAGUGGUUUGCAAGUGAAGAACAGUCUCAAGAUCAAGAGAAACCAUUAACUCAAUCUGGGGGAGCUCAGCCACCUUCUGGGGGAAAGCAGCAAGGGCGGCAGUGUGAUGAAACCCCUCCCACGUCUGUGAGCGAGUCUGCCCCAUCUCAGACUGAUUCAGAUGUUCCCCCGGAGACUGAGGAAUGUCCUUCCAUCACUGCAGAUGCUAACAUUGACUCAGAAGAUGAGUCAGAAACCAUUCCAACGGACAAGACAAUUACAUACAAACACAUUGACCCACCGCCUGUCCCAAUGCAGGAUCGCAGCCCUUCCCCCAGGCACCCUGAUGUUUCCAUGGUUGAUCCAGAGGCUCUGCCUGUUGAUCAGAAUUUGGGUAAACCUUUGAAGAAGGACCUCAAAGAAAAGACAAAGACAAAAAAGCAGGGUACUAAAACCAAGUCAUCCUCUCCUGUUAAAAAAAGUGAUGGUAAAUCAAAACAAGUGGCUUCACCAAAGCCGGCUAUAAAAGAAUCUUUAGACAAAAUUUCCAAAACCGCUUCUCCAAAAAAGAAGGAAUCUGUAGAAAAGGCAACCAAAAAUAUCUCUAAUCCAGAAGUAAAGUCUCGAGUGGAAGAGAAAGAUAAGGACACCAAGAAUGCAGCAAAUACAUCAACAUCCAAGUCAGCAAAGACUGCAACCACAGGACCUGGGAAUACUAAGGUGGAAAAAUCUACAGCAGUACCUCCAGGACCUCCGGUGUAUUUGGAUCUGGUGUACAUUCCCAACCACAGCAAUAGCAAGAACGUUGAUGUUGAGUUUUUCAAGAGGGUGCGGUCAUCCUACUACGUGGUGAGCGGGAAUGAUUCUGCAGCUGAGGAGCCAAGCAGGGCUGUUCUGGACUCCCUCCUGGAGGGCAAGGCACAGUGGGAGAGUAACUUGCAGGUGACCUUAAUCCCAACUCAUGACUCAGAAGUGAUGAGGGAAUGGUACCAAGAGACCCAUGAGAAACAGCAGGACCUCAACAUCAUGGUUUUGGCAAGCAGCAGCACUGUUGUUAUGCAAGAUGAAUCUUUUCCCGCAUGCAAGAUUGAACUGUAAGAACAAGACCAUGCACCACAAGAUUAAACUUUGUUUCCAGAAAUUCUUCAGUUUGAAAACACCUUUUCUAAAAUUCAACCCAUCUAUUUCAACUGCUGAACUAUAUACCUGCCAAAUGCUAUACUUUGUCACACUGAUGCAAGUCACUAAUAUUUUUCAGUCUUUGCUGAUUGCUAAGGGAAGUAACAGUAUUCCCAUAGUAAGGUUCAAAUUACUGCAAAAAUACAGAUCCAGUUUCAUCUCUGCUGAACAUUUGGAAACCAUGCACUAGCAACCCCAACUGACUUCUGCCAGGUAGAGGCAUUUGCCCUCUAAAGAAACAGAAAGAGAGAGAAAGAGAGAGAGGGGUAGGAGGAGAAAGUAAUAAAGAAUUAGAUCUGCAUUAGUCUCAUGGCAAUAGAUGUAUUGCUUACCGCAGUCUGCUUAUGCUUUCACAUGUAAAGGAAGUUUUAAAUUGUUGUCAAGCUGAGCUAUCACAAUGGGGAUCCUUUUUUUUAUAGAAUUAAGUUAGCUGGAAAAAUAAAAUUAAACAAAACAUGACUAGGAAGGGAUGUACAACCUAAAUGCUCAUCAGCAGUUUUCCACUUUAAUUUGAACUCUGCAUACUGACAUACCAUAACAGUCGUAGGCCAGAUAUGCAUGUAGUCUGCACUCCAUCCAGAAGUCUAAAACCUUUCUUUUCAACAUGCAGAAUUGUUGGUCUAAGGCACGCUCCCAGUGAAAGUCCACUCACUCCAGCCAGAACUGACCAGUCCACAUGCUUAAACAUCUAUGUCCACUGUCGAUUAACUGAAGCAAAAUACCAAAGCAGUUGGGAGUACAUACAGUUAACAAUUUGCCUUAGAAAGUGACUUGAAUGUACAAAGAAACUUGAUGCACUUAUUUUUUAAUGUUGAGACAGCAAAUUUAUAGAAGAUCUGUGUAGGAUCAUAGAUACAUCAGUAAAGAAGAAUGAGUGUGCAUGUGUGGUACUAGAAACCUAUCUGACUGGUCAAACGGCUUGGUGCAAUGAAUUACGUAUGUUAGUUAUGUGUACACUUCAUUGAUGCACCUGGACAGCUCAACAAGGCAAGAUGAGCAUUUUUUGAGAGCUUCUUUUGUACUGUGGAAGCAAGAUUGAAGUGGUGUCCAGUAUCAGAGUUACAAAACUUAGUGAAACAUUCAGAAUUGUGAAAAAGGUUACCUGUGAGCCUGUACAGUAUUCAACCUUCCUUUGUUAUGUCUUAUUUUAGUUGUUUUAUUUAAAAGUGAAUAUGGGAACAAAUGUACAGAAAUCUUUUUUUUAGUGCUGUGUGAACUUUUAAUAGAUGAAUUUUUAACAAACAUUUUCAUUUACAGGAAAAUGCAAAGAAAAAUUUUUCAGGUGAA
Athene cunicularia (burrowing owl) is the source of this 8595-nucleotide messenger RNA. RefSeq names its product microtubule associated protein 1B (gene MAP1B). The record is from RefSeq and is a predicted model, not a curated record. Gene Ontology annotation, biological process: regulation of microtubule depolymerization; axonogenesis; dendrite development. Bases 193 to 7227 code for a protein of 2344 amino acids. Lineage: Eukaryota; Metazoa; Chordata; Aves; Strigiformes; Strigidae. Gene Ontology annotation, molecular function: actin binding; microtubule binding. Gene Ontology annotation, cellular component: microtubule; synapse; microtubule associated complex. The transcript has 6 exons.